AAAAUCGUUAUGGGUUGCGUGAGAGCGCACUGUGUUAUGUUUUUCGCAGGCCAAAUAGCCAUUGUCCGAUAAGCUUCGACUCUGGUUGCAGUUUGAUAGUCGGAAAAUCUCGAAAUUCUAUAUAGAAAAUUCUCCCAAAUUUAAAAAUAAGUAAAAUUAUAUUCGAUUCGAAGAGAAUCUUGCAAAAGGCAUUAAAUUUGUUAUCCGUUCACCGAUUCACAGCUUUAUUUUAAGAAUCGCUAAAAUCAGAGAUCGGCAGAAUUAGUGAGCACUAAAGCAGAGUCUUUGUUGACUAUUUUAAUAAAAUAAAGAUCAAAAUACCCAAGGUAUAUUAAUGAAGUUAAAUGAAAACGAAUGCGUUUUGGAGAAAGUAUUUUCCUGCUUUAAUACUUUCAACCGUAGCUUUUGUUCUCUUCGAGUCGCCGCCGAUUCCUUUCCUCCUUGGUUGGAAGUACGAAGAGAUAACGACGAAGUGCAAUUAUUUGGAAUUUUGUCCGAUCUUCUGAACACUUUAUCUCUCAGCAUGAAAAUCAAAUUUCUUGUGGUACCCACAAACGAAACUUUCAGAGAAGAAACAAUUAAUAACUCAUUCUCAAGUGAAAUCGUCCAAACUGUUCAUCGAAAGGAAGCAGAAUUGGGUCUGAUCUCUUUGACACCCACACAAUCGGCUUUUCGAAUAGUAGAUUUCAUUCUGCCCUAUCACAUCGAAAAUUUGGUCGUCUUGUCCGGAAUUCCGGAUGCAUUGCCCACUUACGUGAAUAUCUUCCAGCCACAGGUGUGGCUAGGUCUCGUGAUAUCUUUUAUGGUACUUUUAAUCGUGGGUAUUCUUAUCGACCGCUCUCAACAAGGAAGCGAAAGCAUUCUCAAUCGAGCAUUACGAAGAUUAAAUAUCAUUUCUGAGUUCUCUAACGAAGGCACGCAACCGUAUUCCGCUACUCGAUUUUUGAUAUUGGUUUGGUUGGUGGCUUCUUCCGUCAUCGCCAUGCAGUGUAUCAACGUCACCAAUCGAGACAAAGGGGACAGGAAUAAUAUAGAAAAUCUGGAAGAUUUGGUGAAUUACCCAGACAUGAAAGUCUUGGCACCGAAAGGCCUAAAUAUUUUAAAAUGGUUAAUAGAAAGUAGGAAUAGGAAGCAUAGAUUAUUAGGAAGACGGAUGAGAGAUAAGAAUUCCUUUCUGACGAUGAAUCAGAUUUUCUCAGAAUCUUCGUUAGACGACGUGGAAAGAAGAGAAUCCGCCAUUAUUGCCGGCUCUUCGACCGUCAAAAUGGUUCUUUCCAAAAGAUAUCAAAGUAAGAAAAGCUGUAGACUUUAUUUGGGAAAGACGACGUCCUUUCCGAUAAUGAGAUCGAUCGUUCUUAGGAAAGACGCUCCCAACGCAUUUAAAGAAACUAUUAACCUAAGAAUGAACGACAUUGCGCAAUCUCACCUCUUCACACACUCGCUAGAAGCCGCUUCCUCCAAUUACACAAUAUGCUUGACAACUUUCAAUCAAAUAAGACUCUUGAACAAAGAAGAAUUGAAAAGCCUGUUCUUCGUCUGGGUAGCAGGAGUAGGCAUUAUUUUCGUAUUCAUGGCCAUAGAAAUGAUACUCUUCAAAAACAAACUUCGCUCCCAUACGAAUCUCGGCGUCUCGGUUCAUUUAAAUCUAUAAUCUAUAAUGAUAAAUGCACCGCACGUUCUGUAUAAUUCGAAAAUCCAUUUAUCUGCAAUAGUUUUAUAUCAAACUGCCAAAUAACGAAUUUAAAAUAUUAUCGCUUAGUUAUUUAUGGCCCAUUAUUACACAGACGUUACAGUAACACACACUAUUACAGUAAGGCAUUUAAAAAAUUCAUUAACUUAUAAUAACCCAAUAUUGCAAGGCUGUGGAGUCGGAGUCGUCAAAAAAUCCGCCGACUCCUGUUUACCCACCAACUUAUGUA
Molecule: messenger RNA, 1919 nt
Organism: Centruroides sculpturatus (bark scorpion)
Lineage: Eukaryota; Metazoa; Arthropoda; Arachnida; Scorpiones; Buthidae
Exons: 9
Coding region: 335-1651 (438 amino acids)
Source: RefSeq, a predicted model, not a curated record